CUCCGAUGCUGAUCGGAAGCACGUGACACCGUCAACAGAGGGCUCCAAAUUUAAACAAGCUGCGCCCGCGUGCGCAUUUAGCAGAAAGAAGCAGAAUGUAACCGGAGGGGAACGACACCGCGGACAGACGUGACAGCGUCAAACUUUCACAAAGUGACCCCCCCCACUCCUGCGUUUUGAAAGAGUCCACCUCCAUAGCAACCUGGAGUUUGUGUAAUCACACUGUUCAGCUGCUUUGCUUUAUCCUUUCCUGAAAACGAAAUGACGUGUGGAGUCUUUUCCACAGACUUUCCUCAACUCACUGCUGACAACUUUGAGAGCCGCCUGGCCUCAGAUGAGCUGUUGGUUCACUUCUUCAAUGAUUUCUUAAGUCUCACGGCUUUUUCGGAGGAUGUGCUGUACAACCAUGAGAGUGGACUGUUGGAGGUGGUGGAUGGAGCCGCCGAGCGUGUCUCCAGAACCAUCAGAACCGCUCUGAUACGGACCAAAUCCAAACUCCUCUCAGGCGACCAGUCUGUGCUGACCAACACCAGCCCAGUAGAGAACCGUUACACUGUUAGGUGCCUGGACAGACAGCAGGGAAUGCGAUGGAUCACAAGAGAGAGGCUGCCCUUUUUCCUUCAGAGCGACUGCUUCUUCGAAUACAAACUGGCUAAGCUUCUGCUUCAGAGUCUGAAUCUGUGCAGCCGCUUCAGGAACAGAAGCGCUCCUUCUGCCCACACUCCUGCCCCUCACUUUAAUGAAGGAAACAUCAGUGACAUGUCACAAAGUCAAGCUCCCAGACAAACACCAGAUUACCUCCUGGAUGGAAUCUGUGAUCAAAUGUCCAGCAACGCGCUCGAGGUGAUGGAUGGUCAGAGCUCAGAGAACCAGGAUGAGAAGAACAAAAGACCCGACACCAAUACAGAGAAUGAAGGAGAAGAAGACAUAGAGCGAGAUGAGAAGAAUGAAGAGAGAGUCAAACUUCAGCAAAAAGCCUCUACUGUUUGUUGGUACUGUAGGAGUGACAGCAAAGCAGGCUUGGAGGAGUUUAAAGAGUUUCUUCGAGGAACGCCAGCAGAGAAUCUUCUUGAGUUCUGGAUGGACAUAGAGAGACUAAAAACAACAUGCAGGGAACGAAAAAACAGAUACAUGGUCUUGAUGAGAAGCUGCUACCUGCACAGCAGCAGCCCCACCAGCCUGAACCCGGAGCUGCUCUCCAGACUGGGGCUGGCGACCUCCCCCUGCUGGACAGAGGAGAAACUGCACGCGGCUCAGUCCAGCCUGACGGAGUCCCUGUUCUGCUACUGGGCUCUGCGGUUCUGGACGUCCCAGCAUGCUCAGGGGGUUUUGGCUGCAAACUGCUGUUCCCUCCCUCUGUGGGGGGGCUGUGGAUCAGCGUCUCUGCCUCUCCUCCCCCCUGUCAACAGCUCGUACCUUUCUCCUAUAUCACCACAGUCAUCUAGCAGGAAUCAGCUGCAGCGCCGGAGAGGACGCUCGGAGAUGCUGCAGGCUCUCUGUGUGGAGCUUCACGCCGGCCUCUACUUCACACGCUUCUGUGAGCAGUCUGGAAACCAGCGCUGGUUGAAUGCCGUUUACUUCUGGACUGACCUGCAGCAUUUCCACCAGCUGUUCUACCAGGAAGGAAUGGACCCUUUCACCGUGCAGAGAGAUGCCCAGCUUCUCUACUUCACUUACAUCUUCAGCCUGGCCAGGAGGAGCCUUGACGUGCAGGAGGAGAUCAGGAGGGAGGUGCAUCGCAGGCUGCAGCCCGCCUUCGAGGAGCUGUUUGACAGGAUCGAGGAGCAUGUGCUGAACACCCUGCUGGAGGCAUGGACACAGCUGCUCCGCAGAGACCAGGAGUCCUUCCAGGAGGUGUGUGUGCAGGAGGACGUGCGCUGCAUCAACAGUGAGGAGUACCGGGAGCUGCAGAGGCUAAACGAGGAGUCAGAGCGGCGGAUGAAGGAGGUGGAGCGCCGCAGCUCCAACCUUUUACCUUUACCUGACACUUUUUCUGAAGACUCAUCAAAUCCGUCCCAUGCUCUUGGCUCGUGGGCCUGUGUGCCUCAGAGUUACCGUGGUUACCGUUUGAGUUUCCUGGUUGAUCAGCGUCAGGAGCUGCUCUACUUCAUGUCUUUCCUACGAGACCACAGGGCUAGUGUUCACUUGAUGUGCUGGCUGGAUGUGGAGCAGUACCAGAGGAGUCCUCAGAACCGGCAGGAGAGGUGGCAACGUCUCGCUUCCAAAUAUCUCAACGAGGAGUACUUCUUUGGAGCCAGCAGCCCUGCCACGGCAGAGCAGCAAAAGCAGAUUGUGAGUUUGGCAGGAGGACUGGAGCAAAUGCAGUCCCAGUGUCUGCCAACCGCAGCCGUCCUGGAGAUCCAGGACAUCGUCAGGAACCACAUCGAGGAAACCUGGCUGCCUUUGUUUCUGUCCACGCCGGAGUUCACCAAGCGUCAAAAAGACAAGUCAAAGCUGCAGGCAGCGGACAGGCUCUCGCAGCACGUCCACCGUCGACGCCAAACCAGGAGGGAAGCCGGUGAGGCCCAGGGUCUGAGGAUGAGCUCCUCCAAGGAGAUCCGACAAGUCCUCCUCAAUCCCUCCAGCUGUCAGCAGUUCCUCAACUUCGUCUCUCUGAAGGGAGACUUCCUGGAAAAUGACGUGCGUUUCUGGCUGGAGGUGCAGCGCUACAAGGACCUCUGUCAUUCCCACAGCGACGAGGCCACCGUCCAGCAGAAGAUCUCCACCAUCAUCAGCUGCUUCAUCAACUCCUCCAUGCCGCCCGCGCUGCAGAUCGACAUCCCUCCUGAGCAGGCCCAGCGCAUCCUGGAGAAGCGCCAUGAGCUGGGCCCAUACAUCUUCAGAGAGGCACAGAUGUCGGUCUUCAACGAGCUGAUGAAACUGUGGCCCGAGUUUCUAGAGUUCAGCAGCAGCGUCAGAGAGGAGCAGCUUCUUUCUGUGCUGGACCAGAAACGAGCCAGUCACAGAGCCAGAGUGAGGAGGCAGAGGAGGAAGGAGGAGGAGGAGGACGAGAGGAGGAGAACACAGGAGCUGAAGCUGCAGGAGCUGAGUCUUUUAGAGGAGACAGGCUGUGAGGAGCAGGAGGAAGGAGGUGGAAAAGAGUCGCUGAGGAGACCCAGCAGAGCGCUGCUGACGGAAACACGGCCGUUGCUGUGGUCAUACUCCAAGUACAUGGCAGGUCUGCAGAAGGAGGAGGCGCUGCUGAGGAGACAAAGUCAGCAGGAGGCCUCCCCCUCCUCCACAAGUUCAGGAGCUUCUGACUGAUCCCUUCUGACAUUGGCAGUAAGUGAAGGACCCACUGCUGUCUCCUUUGUGUCAGCAAACAUCCACUUGUUCGGGAAAAGACGAAAGAAAAGAGUUGUAUUUGUUCAUUUGUUCAUAAAACGAUAAUAAACAAAAACAGAUUCACAUUCUCCUGCA
Molecule: messenger RNA, 3420 nt
Organism: Oryzias melastigma (Indian medaka)
Lineage: Eukaryota; Metazoa; Chordata; Actinopteri; Beloniformes; Adrianichthyidae
Product: regulator of G-protein signaling 22
Exons: 23
Coding region: 262-3264 (1000 amino acids)
Biological process (GO): regulation of signal transduction
Molecular function (GO): G-protein alpha-subunit binding
Source: RefSeq, a predicted model, not a curated record